UGAAGAGACAUGGCCGACAUUUGACUUCUUUGUAAUCGUUGCAGGGAUUAGUUUUACAUUAAUUGUUAAAAUGGAACUGGGCGAAACAAAGACAACACUUUUAAUCAACGCUGCAAUGUCUGCAGUAGGUUUUGCGAUCUGUAUGAGUAUAAUACCAAAGUUUAAAGACAUGUUUAUCAAGGCCAACUUGUUCGGAGUCGACAUGAGUAAAACUACAAAAAAGAAAGUACCAGAAGCACUUGGAGUUGUCUGUGGAGCUGUUUUUUUAAUGAUACUUUUUCUGUUUAUUCCUAUUCCAUUUUACAAACACCUGGCUGAAAAUAAUAACGAUUUCCCUCAUGAUAAGUAUGUGGAAUAUUUGGCUGCUCUAUUGUCAAUAUGUUGCAUGGUAUUUCUUGGUUUUGCUGAUGAUGUUCUCGAUCUACGAUGGCGCCACAAAUUACUUUUACCAACCAUGGCAUCACUACCUUUGUUAAUGGUUUAUUUUGUUAACUUUAAUUCUACUACCAUUAUAGUACCUCAUCCAUUGAGAUUUCUGCUUGGUUUUGAUCUUAAUUUAGGUAUUUUAUACUAUGUGUAUAUGGGAAUGUUGGCUGUAUUCUGUACAAAUGCUAUUAAUAUAUUGGCUGGUGUAAAUGGUUUAGAGGUUGGGCAAUCUUGGGUAAUUGGUAUAUCUGUUCUCAUCUUCAAUUUCAUCGAGCUCUCAGGUGAACAGAGAGCAGCCCAUAUUUUCUCUAGCUAUUUUAUGAUGCCAUUUAUUAGUGUAACAACAGCUUUAUUAUAUUAUAAUUGGUAUCCAUCACAGGUUUUUGUUGGUGAUACAUUUUGUUAUUUUGCUGGAAUGACGUUUGCCGUGGUUGCCAUCUUGGGUCAUUUUAGUAAAACUAUGUUAUUGUUUUUUAUCCCACAAAUUCUCAACUUUAUUUAUUCUGUGCCUCAGUUGUUUAGGUUUGUUCCAUGUCCAAGACAUAGGCUACCAAAAUUUAAUUCAUCAACAGACAAACUUGAACUGAGCAUCACAAAAUUUAAAUAUCAAGAAUUGAGUAUUUUAGGGAAAUUAUUUAUUACUAUAUAUAAAACAUUUGGUGUUAUAAAAGUAUGGGAAAAGAAAGGAGAAGAUAAACAGUAUAUGGAGUGUAAUAAUUUCACGUUAAUUAAUCUUAUAAUAAGAUUUCUAGGACCCUUACAUGAGCGGACUCUGGUCUCAAUAAUAAUAGUAUUUCAGAUAUUUUGCAGUAUGGUAGCUUUUACUAUUCGAUAUCAGCUGGCUUUAUUAUUCUAUGAUAAAUUGUCUUAAAAUGUUCAUAUAGAUGAGAGAGGAUAAUAUUAUCAUGUGAAUUGUUGCUACAAUUAUUUUAUUUAAACCUAAGUCAAAGACAAUACUUAACAAUUGAACAUCCAAACAAAAUGCGUUAGAAUCGAAGAGUGGAAGAUUUUGAGUUAAUAUAAUGCCAAAUAAGGAGAUAUGAUUGGAAAAUUUGUUUAUUAGAAGAUAUGAUUGGAUGAUUUUGUGAAAAAAUGAUAUCAAAUUGGAAAUAAUUUGAUGAUUUUGUCUAAAAUCAUACUUAAUUAGAAAUGAUUGGAUAAUUAUGUGUAAAAUGAUACCAAAUUAGAAAUGAUGAUUGGGUGAUUAUUUGUAAAAUGAUACUGAAUUAGAAAUGAUGUGAUGAUUAUGUGUAAAAUGAUAAUUAUUAAGAAAUGAUUUGAUUAUGAUUAUGUGUAAAAUGAUACUAAAUUUGAAAAAAUUAGAUGAUUAUGUCUGAAAUGAUACCAAAACAGAAAUGAUCAUUGGAUAAUUAUUUGUAAAAUGAUACUAAUUUUGAAAUGAUGGUUUGAUGAUUAUGUGUAAAAUGAUACCAAAUUAGAAAUGAUGAUCGGGUGAUUAAUUGUAAAGUGAUACCAAAUUAGAAUGAUUUAAUGAUUAUGUUUAAAAUGAUUCCAAAUGACAAAUGAUUAGUUAAUUAUUUGUAAAAUGAUACUAAUUUAGAAAUGAUUUGAUGAUUAUGUUUAAAAUGAUACUAAAUUGGAAAUGAAUGGAUGAUUUUGUGUAAAAUGAUACUAAAUUAGAAAUGAUUGUGUAAUUAUGUGUAAAAGGAUGAUAAAUAAAGAAAUGAUGAUUAUGUUUAAAUUGAUACUAAUUGGAAAUGAUGAUUUGAUGAUAAUGUGUGAAAUAGUACUAAAUAAGAAAUGCUUAUGAGUUUAAAAUGAUACUAAAUUAAAGGCAUUUUUAUCGGCCACUAAUUAGCCAAAGUGAUUUGCAUUCAAUCACAUUUUCAUCUUUAACAUCAAUCUAAUUCAAAUUGAUUACCCUAAUCCACAAAUUAUCGACACCGAUUUCCAAAGUGAUUACCACAAAUAGCAAAAUCACCGCUAGGUGCAGUUUGACAAUUUUAUCGGGUGAUUACAUUUUUUAUCAAACUAUGUCCAGCCACAAGAAUUGUUCACAGCUAAUCGGCGCAUUUAACUAAUUCAUCUAAGUCCUUUGAAAUGACUAUACUGUCACAUGAUAUCUCCACUAAGUUCAAAUCGAUUUGGCAAGUUAAUAAAAAAAUCUAAAAAAUGAUUUGAUGAUUAUGUUUAAAAUGAUACUAAAAAUAACGUGUUGAAUUGUGCUGAUCUAAUGUGUUGUUUUGAUUGGUGUUGGUAUACGGUCUGGGCAAUUUCUAAAAAAAAAUCGUAUGGGGAAAGAAUAGUCCUCAUUUAUACGUUGGGGAUUGAGAUUGUAGAAUUCCAGUCAUAGAGUGAACCAUUACUUCUGUUUGUCAAUCUAAUAAAGUUUUGAUUAACCAAUUUCUUCAAAAUCAUCUUUUGGGCUACAUGUAUGUUAUGUUUUAUUUAUGGUAUUUUGUCUUGUUUUUGUUUUGUUUUUGUGAGAAAAAAUUUGUUUAAAAAUUA
This is a messenger RNA of Patella vulgata (common limpet), 2895 nucleotides long. Its product is annotated as UDP-N-acetylglucosamine--dolichyl-phosphate N-acetylglucosaminephosphotransferase. Gene Ontology annotation, cellular component: membrane. Gene Ontology annotation, biological process: protein N-linked glycosylation; dolichol-linked oligosaccharide biosynthetic process. The coding region runs from base 71 to 1297 and encodes 408 amino acids. The transcript has 8 exons. NCBI's taxonomy places the organism in Eukaryota, Metazoa, Mollusca, Gastropoda, Patellidae. Gene Ontology annotation, molecular function: UDP-N-acetylglucosamine-dolichyl-phosphate N-acetylglucosaminephosphotransferase activity. The record is from RefSeq and is a predicted model, not a curated record.